Molecule: messenger RNA, 5758 nt
Organism: Pangasianodon hypophthalmus (striped catfish)
Lineage: Eukaryota; Metazoa; Chordata; Actinopteri; Siluriformes; Pangasiidae
Gene: smarcd3b
Product: SWI/SNF related, matrix associated, actin dependent regulator of chromatin, subfamily d, member 3b
Exons: 15
Coding region: 135-1709 (524 amino acids)
Biological process (GO): regulation of transcription by RNA polymerase II
Cellular component (GO): SWI/SNF complex; nucleus
Source: RefSeq, a predicted model, not a curated record
GAGGGAAGGGGGGCGAGGAGGUGAACGGAGGGUGAAGAGGAAGAGAGCUGAGGGAGAGAGGGAAAGACAAAAGAAAUAGGAGGAGAGACGGAGGAGAGGCAGAGCGAGGGAGCGGAGAGUGGAGCUGUAGGGAAAUGGCUUCGGAGGAGACGGCUGGCGGGGCACGCAAAGCCACCAAGAGCAAACUGUUCGAGUUCCUCGUCCAUGGAGUGCGUCCCGGUAUGCCAUCAGGACCACGGAUGCCCCAUCAGGGGGCACCAAUGGGUCCUCCAGGCCCACCGUAUGGAGGAAACUCCGCUGUUCGGCCUGGGCUCACCAAUCCGGCAAUGGAGGCCAACCGCAAACGGCCCGCCCCCUCACAACAACACAUCCAACAGCAGCAGCAGCAACAGCAACAGCAGCAACAGCAGCAAGCGGUACAGAACAGAAACAGGAAGAAGCCGGUGGGAAUUCCUGGAGCCAGUGAGAUGCCAGGGAGGCAGAUGGACAUGAGAGAGGCCCAAUCAGAUCCCACACUCGGAUCAAACACCAAGAGGAGGAAAAUGGCUGAUAAGAUUCUUCCACAAAGGAUUCGUGAGUUAGUCCCAGAGUCCCAGGCUUAUAUGGACCUGCUGGCCUUUGAGCGCAAACUGGACCAAACUAUAAUGCGCAAGCGGGUGGACAUCCAAGAAGCACUAAAACGACCCAUGAAGCAAAAGCGCAAACUGCGACUCUACAUCUCUAACACCUUCAACCCAGCCAAGCCUGACGCAGAGGACUCAGAUGGCAGCAUUGCAUCCUGGGAGCUACGGGUGGAGGGAAAGUUACUUGAUGAUCCAGGAAAAGUGAAAAGGAAGUUUUCAUCCUUCUUUAAGAGCCUGGUGAUUGAGCUGGACAAAGAUCUGUACGGACCAGACAACCAUCUAGUGGAGCUGCUGAGCAGUGGGGCUCAGUGGCAUCGCACUCCCACCACUCAGGAGACUGAUGGCUUCCAGGUGAAAAGGCCAGGCGAUGUCAAUGUACGCUGCACUCUGCUGUUAAUGCUGGAUUAUCAGCCUCCUCAGUUUAAGUUGGAUCCACGGCUCGCUCGGCUGUUGGGUAUCCACACUCAGACACGCUCGUGUAUCAUCCAGGCCCUGUGGCAGUACAUCAAAACCAACAAGCUGCAAGACUCCCAUGACAAAGAGUAUAUCAACUGUGAUAAAUACUUUCAGCAGAUUUUUGACUGCCCUCGGCUGAAGUUCUCCGAGAUCCCUCAGCGCCUGACUAACCUGCUGCUUCCCCCUGACCCCAUCGUCAUAAACCACGUCAUCAGUGUGGACCCAAACGAUCAGAAGAAAACAGCCUGCUACGAUAUAGAUGUCGAAGUGGAGGAUCCACUCAAAGCCCAAAUGAGCAACUUCCUGCUCUCGACAGCCAAUCAGCAGGAGAUCGCCUCUCUUGACAACAAAAUCCAUGAAACUAUUGAGUCCAUUAACCAGCUGAAGAUUCAGAGAGACUUCAUGCUCAGUUUCUCCCGAGAUCCCAAAGGUUACAUCCAGGACUGGCUGAAAUCCCAGAGCAGAGAUCUCAAACUAAUGACGGACGUCGUUGGGAAUCCUGAGGAGGAGAGGAGGGCGGAGUUUUACUACCAGCCCUGGUCUCAGGAGGCAAUCAGUCGCUACUUCUACUGCAAGAUUCAGCAGAGAAGACAGGAGCUGGAACAAGCCUUGGCUAUGAGGAAUACCUAGACCAAACCCAGACACCAGCUCACACUCUGACAACACUUCUACAGUCUGAGCCACACGAAUGUCCUCAUUAUUGCCACAUUGUUUUCUACAGUGAGUGUGUGUGGGUGGGUGUGUGUCUCCUUGUGUUUUAGUUGUCACUGUGACCCAAGGCCCAAUUACACACAGCCAUUCCCGAGGACCCCUUCAGUUUCUGUCUCCGCCAAUCAAGGUGCUCUGCCUCAUAUGUUUUACAUCAAGACAUCAAGUCACAAACCCAGUUGCCAUAUUCUUGAUCCUUAAUGCUGAUCUUUAAAUGUGACGCAAGUGUCGUGUACCUCAGAGAUGAAACACCAGUUUCACAAGUGGAAUCGUCGUGUUUAGGCCAACAAAAUUCCUUUUAAUACACGAAAUUCUUUUUAAUGGUUUCAGUAGUUUAUCAGUAUUAUUGCUUUGAAAGUUUUUGUGAAAAUAUGUCAUAUUUAGUUGGUUCCCUCUCCAUGUAAAGAGUUCUUCAGUAAGCUGCUGCUUAAUAGAGUGUACUUCUUAUACAUGUACAAAUUGUAAAACUACCUAUAUUAGAAUUGUGUACCCACCUUUACUACAAAUUAUAGCCAAUUGUAAUUAUUUUGUAUGUUGUGUAAUUAAGAAGGUAUGAAGUGGAUGUGUAACUACAGGGAUGGACAAAUCGAGAAUUUAUAUAUAACAGCCAGUCCACCAAGGCUCCAGAAACCUAAUUGACUAGGUCAAAAGUAGUAGCAUAUAUGUUACAUGAAAUAAUGUAAUAAUAUAAGGCAAGCUAGUUAGCUAGUUAAGUUCAUUAUUAUCCUCUUCUAACAAAUUUUCUAAUGUAGCACAAAAUGUUUGUGCCCUCAACCAAAGGGCCAACUUCCACUAUGAGAUGUGGUGUUUUCUCAUCGUAUCGCACGAAGAAAAAAAAAAAAAAGAUAUAACUCGCGUCUGGUUAGAGUCUUUAUUUUCUCUAUAUAUGUUACACAGUGAGUUGACUGCGUGUAGUAAAUGUACUACAGGCAUUAUGAUUCGUAAGUAGCGCUAUAGUUGCAGCAUCAAAGUACGUCGCACCACCAUGAAGUGCAUUUUGUUUUAUGAAAGUCAGUCAGAAUUACUGCCAGGCAGCUACGAAUGAAAAACUACUCAUUUGUCCAUCCCUGAACUACAUUUGUAGCUACUAGUUCCCAAAUUCAGGACUCGAAUCCAUGGCUAAAUACACAGUACCGACUGCACAGUAUUUGGAGUUUCACACCAUUCUUCACUAGAGUUAACCUUUACACUAAUCACUACAUUAAUAACAUACAGCGUUUCUUGGUAAGUAUGUACAGUAAGUCUGAUGUAGGUAGUUAAUGUGUAACAGUUUGUACAUAUGUAAGAAUUACUCGAUACUAAACACUAAAGACACAAUAUAAAGUGGAGUCUUUUUGUUUGAUCAGUAUUUAUAAUGUGUGGAGCCCAUAAAGUAUGAAAUGACAUUGUGUAAUAUGUGACCUGCUCCAUCAUUCUGAUUUUUAUACUUUUCUAAAGAGGAAAGUCGCAACAUUUCAGAGAUAUGAGGUUUAGGAUAUGCUCACUUAGGUUGAUUGUAAUCAAGUCUUGUUGGUGGAUAAUUUUUAUUUUCCAAUCAACUGCAAUGUUUAUUCAGCCAUAAAGUAACAUUAACCCCCCCCCCCCCCCCCCCCCCCCCCAAAACUUGUUCAUUCAAGGUUCUCCAAACUAAACAGAAGGGGAAAGAUGGAGAGCAAUGUAAUGUGUAGCUGAUUAGCUUUUAUAGCUUUUUCUCAGAAGUAGUAAAUGCCUCAUUUUAAUGUUCAAAAGCUUCCCAUCUAUAUUUGUUGUAUUGACAUUUACACAGUCAGAAAGCAGAGACUUUAUUUAAAUCACAACCAAAAAAAAACCCAAAAACAGACCAGAAGUGAGUUUAUAGAAGCAUAUGGUUUCUACACAAAUAGCCAAUUGCGACUUCCGACUCAAAACGAUGUGGAACAUGUCACAUAUGAUAAAGAUGGUAGUGAUUAUGAUCAAGUUCUCAGAAACAAACCAUCCAUCCAGGUUUUACUAGAGUGAAGUAUAUAUGAAGUAUAAUGAUCUAAGCUGCUGGCCAGCAGUCCAUGUGUGAAAAUCUGCUUUCUCCAGCUAAAUACUUGCAUAUGACUGAAGUUCAUUAAACAACAACUCAUACUUGAAGUAUUUAAAUUGGAAGUAUUUUAAAACACCUUGUUUUGUGAGGUCUUUAACCCACGAUGAAGGUUGUGUGAAAAGAAUGAAGUCCAGUAUGAAGUGCAGUCAAUUCUUUAAAAAAAAGGAAUUUGACACUUUUGCUUAUAUGCUUUAUUAACUAGACCACAGGUCAGGAUUGUAUAAAUACUGACACAUGAUUUUACUGAUAUCUUUGAGAUAAUCUCAGUGGGUCCAAAUCCUGUGUUUACUGCACAUGGAAGUGUGAACAGUACUGACAUCAUAUUCUGUCUGUUUCAUGGCUUUCAUGUUGGAUUUCUACCAGCGGUCUCAACAGCUUAGGUUUAAGGUAUUUAUUAUGUAAUUUCACAAUGAAGGGCACUGAAUGAAUGCUGUAGAAACUGGUAAAUAUUAUGUUUAGUUUGUAGUUUAAAAAAAAAAACACCUCAGUAGAGUACCACAACUUUUCAAACUUUUGCACUAAGUUGUUUAUCAUGAGUUGGUCAUUAAAUAUUGUUCACUUGAAACGAGGGAAUGAAAUGAAGGAAAAGUUGACCUGUGCUCAUUUUGUUAGUUGAUAUGUUGUGUACUGUAUCACUGGUGUAAUAUUGUCCUCGCUCCCCAGUGGCUGUGUGUGUUGGUUCUCAGCCCAGUUAGAGGGUAACAACCAGGUGUAAAUGCCUGAGCUCUACACAUCAAACAUCUUCUCGUGGAAGGAGAGUUCACACUUUCUGCACAACCUCAGUCGGAAUGAUCGCUGAGGGACAGCAUCCACUUUCUUAAAGCCUAUGCAUGCUGCAUGGACAGAUUUUUAUACUUUCAUACACGGACGUUUAACACUCUUUAGACUGAUGGAGGAAACCAGAAGAACACCGACUCACAGAGAACUGGGUCAAAGCUACAAAAAAAGGACAAAAGAUGACCAUUUCUGGUCAGCUACUGUUUUUUUUAUUUUAAAGUCUUCUGUAUUGCUGUUGUCUUGUCUUUAUAAAAGACUUAGUGAUUUUAGUAUGGAAAAAAAGUAGAAGCACACAACAGAUUUCUACCAAGAUGCAUCCAGGUUCUGUGUAGUUCAUCAAGACUAGGGCACCCCCUACUGAAUCUCCUGAACACAGCAUCCGCUUUAUCACAGACAUGCUACACGGUUCAGGUUCAACACCACUGUGGACCCUUAAUUGCCCUGUAUUUUCUGUUCGUCUCCUGAUUUCUUCCUCACUAGCUGUCAUCACUGACUCGCCUGGUGAAGUGAUGGAGCCACUACAGAGUAUAGAGUCCAAAAAUCUGUCACUAAUGUUUUUUUUUUUUAAUCAAUUGUUAUAAACAAAUGCAACAUAUUCAUGUGAUACUUAUUUACCACAGCGAUGACACUGACAUGAUGGUAGGUGUUGCACUGCUAGGUUAAGACACCACCCAAAAUAUCCACCAAACUAUGCGAAGAACAAGUUUUUUUAAAAACUGAUGAAAUCUUUUGCGAGAAUUUUAGAGCCUAAUGCAUGAGUAUGCUUAAGGGUAGAAGUCUUUUACAUCGGGUCACUCCUGCAUGCAAUACUUCGCUCACAUCUGUGUUACAGGUCAACUUCCACCAGCUCUUGAUGCCAGCUGUGGCCUGUAUUUUAAGUCUGAUGUCAACACAGAGCAAUUUGUAUGCAGUGGAUGCACAUGAUGUAUUAACUGAGUGAUUUUCUAGUCAAUGUUAAUGAACUUUGUGUACACAUGCAGUAGGGUGAGUAGGGUGUUUUUGAUGCUACACUAUGAUUUUGUUUCUCACUCAUCCUGUUCUACAUUUUUGUUGUUCCACUUUCAACAGAGAGAAAGUAGUAUGAGAAUCACAAGUGUGGAUGUAAAUAAAAAAGCGCUUGCCAAAGUUUGUAAAAGAAACCGGA